UCAGCAAAAAUAAGGUGAAGUGAACGGGGCCUUAGAAAAUAUUUUUGGGAAAUUAUAAUUGAUAGCCAUCAACUUUUGCUUAUUUCUAUUGGUAACCACUUUGUAUAUGAAUUAUCUUGAUAGCCUUCCACUUUUAAAAUGUUACUUCUGUAACCUUAUAUGUGGUUAAAAACUGUUAACUAGCUGUUAAGUUUAACGGAAGUUAGUUUUAUAAAAAUUAAAAAAAAUAUUUAACUAAGGUUAGUUAUAUUAUAUUUGAUUAAUUAAAAAAAAAACCCCUCCCCCAACCAGCCACGCCACCCCCUCUGCUGCCGGCACCGGCCCACCCUUUCCCACCGGCGCGUCCAAUUCCCGACACCCUUUCCCCGGCCGUCCCUCCACACUACUAUUCCUGCUGCCUCCCCUACUCCCCCAUGCACCAAACCCACAACACCAGCAAGCAUUCGGGCAGCUCCCCACAAUUGCCACAUAGUAGCUGCCGAACAAUCAACCACCGUCACACCAACCCACAGCCAACAGCACCACACCGCUGCACUAUCGAGCAGCGCCGCAAGCUCUAAUUUUAGCCCAAUUAAUCCCCACCCAGCAAUCGAAUCAAAUAUCACCACCAUGCCCUCAGCCCCUCACCACAAUCGAACCACCAUGGACAACGUGGAUUACGCUUCAAAGGGAAAUUGAUAUUCGAUGAUUACAAAAACCAUCUUACCUCAAAACUAUUUCAAUGGAAGAGAGAAAGCUAAAAGCUGCUUCGAUGGAGAACUCAAAGGGUCAAGAGUAAGCUUCAAGGAGGAGGCUUAGAUCUACCUAUCAUCAAACAGUUUGGGAGAAUUUUAAGAGAGAGGAAAAAUUAAUUAGCAAAGGGAGGAGAGAGAGAGGAACAGUACGGCUACGGGGGUGAACUCGGUGGAAGAGGGGGAAAGAAGAAAUGAUUUUUUUUUUUUUUAUUAUUAAUUUUAAAAGAUUAAUUAACAAUUAAAAUAACUCUAAUUCAAAGUUAACCUUAUGUUAAGGUUUUUAACUAAAUAAGGUUAUAAGGUUACGGAAAUAACAUUUUAAAAGUUGAAAGCUACCAAAAAUAAUUUAUAUGCAAAGUGGCUAGAGAUAAACAAAAGUACAGGGCUACCAAUGAAAAUUUCCCAAUAUUUUUUUUAGUUUCAGUAUUUUCAACAACAAAAUUCGCUGAUCAGUGAAGGCGAACCCUCCUGCUAUUCGUCCUUACAAUCUCCAUUCCCCUCUUCUCCAAACUGCUCACAAUGUCAAACCGAUCGUCUAAUCACAGGUAUGAAAACCCCAAUUUCUCCGUCAACAGGGGCUUUCGUGGCAAAACCCAGAAGCAAUUCGUCCCCCAAACUAACCAUAAUUCAGCAACAUCAACCCCUCAAACCAGUAACCCUAGUUUCUCUGCUUCUGUGCGUCAAUCUCAAUCCUCAAAUUCGGCAUCAUCCGCCCCUCAUUUCAAGGGUAGCAGAGUUCAAUUGGGCGCAAAUGGUGAGUGGGUUUCCAGUAGCAACAAUGGUGGUGGGGGCAAUUUCGUAAAUUACCUUCCUCAGGAUGAAGCUGUAGCUGUUGGUUUGGGUGCGGAGGAAGGUGGUCUAGACCCCCUCGAGUCUCAGAGAGUCGUCGAUCUUCUUAACAGAGAGUUGGCUAGGUUGCUCAAGUUAAAACCCAGAGAUUUCUGGCGUGAAGUGGCGGUAGAUGCCUCCUUGCACGAAUUUCUUGACAGUUUCCUGCAGUUUAUAAGUAGAUGGUAUGAUUUCCCUUAUCAUGGAGCCAAGGGAAUUGUUGCUGGUGUUAUUGUUGGGGACUUAGAGCUAAGCCGCCGUGUUUUCAUGUUAUUGUAUAGGAUAUCUUCUAAUAAGGAUCCUGGUUUGCGAGUCACAGAAAGCCUAAGUCCAAAAGAUCACCAAGUCCUUUUGCAGGAAAAAAAAUUGCUUAAUUUGCCCAAGUUGUUGGAUAUAUGUGCGGUCUACGGUCAUGAAAAUGAAGAUUUGACCAGAUCGCUGGUUUUGAAUGCUAUAAAUGCGCAGUCUGAUACCUACAGAAGUUUCACUACCAUGUUGUCGCAUUUCUUGGGCAUUGUACGCACAAUGUGUGAACGUUGCAGUUCAUCUUUAGAGGUUUUGAUUUCUGCUGGUGGCUGUGUAUACAAUGGACCUAGCCAACAACAUAUAGAAUACUUAGAGGUGAUGGAUUUUCUAAAUGAUGCUGUUGUAUCCAUGGACACAUUUGUUAGUGCUUAUAAGCCUGCAGCUCUUUACCUCUCUUGCCCUGUUGAUGCUAGUCACUGUAACGAGGAAUUGAUCAAUGUUCUUGCAACUUUGCAUGACUCUCUGCUACCCUUGUUACAACAAGGGCUUCAAAUCAUUUUAGCUGCAGGAAAGGAAACAUCUCCCAUGCUUUCUGAUGUUUCUCUUAGUUUGAAAAUGUUAUCUUCAAGAUUAGUUGGUCUUGGUUGGAAACUAUUAGAUAAUUGUUACCUGAGCGAGGAGUUUUUUAAAGAUAACCUUCCCUUUCCUGCUGCCAUGAAGAUGUUUCCUGCUAGUGUUGAGGAUCCUGUUAUAAGGGCUGAUAUAUUGGUUCAAACGUUUAAGGAGAUUGCUGCAGUUCCUCAGGGCAAACAUCACAGGGGUACAUUCCUACAAAACAUUGAAAGAAACUUUCAAAUCAUGCACAGAAUUCAGAGCCUCAAAAAAAGUGGAUGGGUAUUCAUAGAUGAUGAGCAAUACCAAUACUUGACUGCGAUGAUGACACAUCCAUUACCUGCCGUUUCUAGAAAGUUACCCAGUGCUCCAAACUCUGAUAGAAGUGAUGGCUUGCAAGUGGCAGAAGAUGCUGCAAUCACAGAGUCAAAGAUUAGUCAAGUGAAAGAUCUUUUCCCUGAUUAUGGAAAAGGAUUUAUAUCAGCUUGUCUUGAAGCCUAUGACCAUAAUCCUGAGGAGGUGAUUCAAAGGAUUUUGGAGGGAACUUUGCAUGAAGAUCUGCGGAAAUUGGAUACUAAAAUAAUGGAGAUAAUUCCAACUAAGUCUGCUCCACAGUUGACAAAAAAAGAUAAAGGAAAGGGUAUUUUUGUGGAAUCUACAGAACCGCCUACUACAAAUUCAAUCAUAAAACCUCAGAAGCCAAACCAUGAAGCAGUUUCUUCAUCAGGGUCCUCCAUAUCAUCUUCAGUUGGACGAUUCAUCAGAAAAUCUAAAGAUGACCAACCUGAUCAUGCUACUUUGGGUUCUAGAGAUGAAAAGCACAUGGAAAAGACGACUGCUUUGUUGUCACAAUAUGAAUAUGAGGAUGAGUAUGAUGACUCUUUUGAUGACCUCGGCAUGACUGUUAUGGAAUCGGGUGUGGAGGAGACAGAGAUUUUAGGUGAGAAAAUCCGUUCAAAAUUGAGUGUGUCCUCUGGGGCUGAAAGCCAUGGUUCUGGUUCCAGCACAGCUACUUCCAAAUGGAGUUCUAAAAAGAAACCUCAGUUUUAUGUCAAGGAUGGUAAGAACUACAGUUACAAGGUUGAAGGAUCUGUUGCAGUUGCUGACCAAAAGCAAGCAUCUUUAAUUAAUCAAGCCCAGAAGGAACAAAUACAUGGACUUGGACGUGGUGGUAACCGUCCUCUUGGUGCUGUUAAGAUUCUAGUAGAGCAGAACCAAGUAGAAGUGGAGGAGUCUGAUCCUUCGGAAAUGGAUGGUGGAGGUAAUGCUGGAAGAGGAAGGGGAAGGGGCUGUGGAAGACGGGGAGGAGGAAGGAAUAAUCAUUACAGAAAAGAUAGAGCCAUGAAGAAACACAUAACUGGAUUGGGUGGUUUUUAGGUAUAGUUUUUAGGUAUAUACUAAAGCAACUAAAGGUUGUAAAGCCAUUUAGUUAUUCUUAGUUUUGGAAAUUAUCCGGUGCUUUUUUUA
Messenger RNA from Chenopodium quinoa (quinoa), 3887 nucleotides. Its product is annotated as activating signal cointegrator 1 complex subunit 2-like. Gene Ontology annotation, molecular function: ubiquitin binding. The record is from RefSeq and is a predicted model, not a curated record. NCBI's taxonomy places the organism in Eukaryota, Viridiplantae, Streptophyta, Magnoliopsida, Caryophyllales, Amaranthaceae. The transcript is spliced from 9 exons. Bases 1254 to 3797 code for a protein of 847 amino acids.